Molecule: messenger RNA, 882 nt
Organism: Ctenopharyngodon idella (grass carp)
Lineage: Eukaryota; Metazoa; Chordata; Actinopteri; Cypriniformes; Xenocyprididae
Product: histone H2B-like
Exons: 1
Coding region: 15-389 (124 amino acids)
Cellular component (GO): nucleosome
Molecular function (GO): DNA binding; protein heterodimerization activity; structural constituent of chromatin
Source: RefSeq, a predicted model, not a curated record
GAUCACGCAGUAUCAUGCCUGAACCAGCAAAGUCCGCGCCUAAGAAGGGCUCCAAGAAGGCCGUCACGAAGACCGCCGGUAAGAGUGGAAAGAAGCGCAAGAGGUCCAGGAAGGAAAGUUACGCCAUCUACGUCUACAAAGUCUUGAAGCAGGUUCAUCCUGACACCGGUAUCUCUUCCAAGGCGAUGGGCAUCAUGAACUCUUUCGUCAACGACAUCUUCGAGCGCAUCGCCGGUGAGUCGUCUCGUCUCGCUCACUACAACAAGCGCUCCACCAUCACUUCUAGAGAGAUCCAGACCGCCGUGCGUCUGCUGCUGCCCGGAGAGCUGGCCAAACACGCCGUGUCCGAGGGCACCAAAGCAGUGACCAAAUAUACCAGUUCCAAGUAGAGAUUUAACCGAGACUCUCAGCGACCCAAAGGCUCUUUUAAGAGCCACCUAUCUUCUCGUUAAAGAGGUUCUGUUGUCCGUAGAAUCAGUUGCCAAGUAAAUGUUAAGUAUCGAAACUUCCAUGACCGUAAUUUGAUCCGAGUCUAAUCCAAAGCUAGUUUUCGUGUUUAUUCAGCGACCUGUUUUCCAAAAAGUAUGGCAGUGUGGUUUUAAAAAAGCUAUUUAGUUUACUUAAGAUUAAUUAUUGCUAGGUUAUUGAGGUAAUUGAAUGAAGAAAUUUAAAGCGUUAGUUAACCCAAAAAUGAAAAUGUCACUUAUUACUCACCCUCAUAUCGUUCUACACCCGUAAGACUUUUGUUCAUCUUCGGAACACAAAUUAAGAUAUUUUUGACGAAAUCCGAUGGCUCAGAGAGGCCUGCGUAGACCGCAUUGGUACUUUCUCUCUAAAAAUCUAACUUAUCAACCUUAAUAUUAUAAAGCGACGAGAGGUGGG